AUGGCAGAUCCAUACUUGCAGGAGUCAUCUACAGUUGAUGCAUGGCUCCUCCAGCAGAUUAUAGAUAGCCCCUCCGUACCUUUGCCUGGCUGGACGGCUCAGCACGCUGGGGACGGGCAGUACCCUGAAGACUGGAUAGACGCAGACACUGAUCAGGGGUCCGCGCAGCUUACGGUGGCAGACACGGCUUCCAAUCCUGGAAUGCUCACUAGCCUUAGCAGUCAGUCUCAGUCUUCGGGGGGCAAGUGGGAAACACACCCGGAUGAGUGGCCGGCGGUACUGCACCAAAAUCCUUACGCAGACUUGUCCUCCACCUCAGAAAUUCCCGGCAGCGUUGGCGACCAGCUGCAGUCUUUCGGGGGCGAAUGGCAGCCACAAACGGGCAGUUGGCCAGUGCAAGUGUACCCAGAUCCUCACCGAGGCAGUCUUGCUGCGUGA
This is a messenger RNA of Eimeria mitis, 438 nucleotides long. RefSeq lists its product as uncharacterized. The record is from RefSeq and is a predicted model, not a curated record. Bases 1 to 438 code for a protein of 145 amino acids. NCBI's taxonomy places the organism in Eukaryota, Apicomplexa, Conoidasida, Eucoccidiorida, Eimeriidae. The transcript has 4 exons.